AUGCCUUUCUCAUUGGCUGACGAAACUUUCACACGUUUGACUGACGUUCGAUUCGAACCUGGCAAAUUCUUAUCUCCAAUUGAAGGCUACGAGAAAGUACAAUUAGUCUCACUUGAACAAGCUAUUCAGCCUCUUCUCUCUAUCGUCUCUGAUAUUGACCGUAGAGCUUUCAUUGCUCAUCAACGUUGUCAAAAUCCAGCUGACAAUCUAACCAUAGAUGAAUCUGCAGCUAUCUUUCUCUACACAAUGGAGUGGCCCAACUGUGUAUAUUCACUUCUCAACGAGACUCUAACAAAGGAAGAUCGAAAUCAACUCCUCCCAUGGUUUUCAUACCUAAAACUUCUCUUAACUGCUCUCUUUAAACUACCAUCGAUUAGAUGCACUGUAUGGCGUGGAGUUAAAGGUCUCGAUUUAACCACUAAAUACCCAAAAAAUGAAAACACAGUUUGGUGGAGAUUUAGUUCGUCAACCACAGUGGUCGAAGUUCUAAAAUCGGAAAAUUUUUUGGGACAGCACGGAUUACGUACAAUGUUCAAUAUCGAAUGCCUCAAUGGUAAAGUGAUUAAAAAUCACUCUAAUUAUCAAGAAGAGAACGAAGUUCUUCUACUUCCUGGUACACAGUUUCAAGUAAUCAGUCAUUUGGAUGCAGGAAAUGGUCUACAGAUUAUACAAAUGAAAGAGUUGGAAAAUCCACGAUACCUAAUGUUAGAACCACCGUUUCGAGUUGUUAGAUCCCAGUACAUAACAAGUUCAACUCUUGUUGCAGCUUCAUCAGCCGUUCCUUCGGUUUCUGCUACAAGCGUUGCGCAACCUACUGCUGCAACAGUUCAGUCAUCUCGAAAUAAUGAUGGCUCAAUGCCGCACUAUACUCCAUUUGCUUCAUCCCUUGAAGACAUUGAUGUUGAUGAAACAGCGCACGAAAUUAGAACUCGAUUUAUACAAGCGAGUAAAGGUGAUUUUUUGGGAGCAUUCAAAUGGGGAAAAUAA
Rotaria sp. Silwood2 is the source of this 987-nucleotide messenger RNA. Lineage: Eukaryota; Metazoa; Rotifera; Eurotatoria; Philodinida; Philodinidae. The record is from the annotation of a GenBank genome assembly.